AUGGAAACGCACAUCUCGUGCCUGUUCCCGGAGCUGCUGGCCAUGAUCUUCGGGUACCUGGAGGUGCGCGACAAGGGCCGCGCGGCGCAGGUGUGCACGGCCUGGCGGGACGCCGCCUACCACCGCUCCGUGUGGCGGGGCGUGGAGGCGAAGCUGCACCUGCGCCGCGCCAACCCCUCGCUCUUCCCCAGCCUGGCGGCGCGGGGCAUCCGGCGGGUGCAGAUCCUGUCGCUGCGGCGCAGCCUGAGCUACGUGAUCCAGGGCAUGGCGGACAUCGAGAGCCUCAACCUCAGCGGCUGCUACAACCUCACCGACAACGGGCUGGGCCACGCCUUCGUGGCGGAGAUCAGCUCCCUGCGCUCGCUCAACCUCAGCCUCUGCAAGCAGAUCACGGACAGCAGCCUGGGCCGCAUCGCCCAGUACCUGAAGGGGCUGGAGGUGCUGGAGCUGGGCGGCUGCAGCAACAUCACCAACACCGGGCUGCUGCUCAUCGCCUGGGGCCUGCAGCGCCUCAAGAGCCUCAACCUGCGCUCCUGCAGGCAUCUCUCCGACGUGGGCAUCGGGCACCUGGCGGGCAUGACGCGCAGCGCCGCCGAGGGCUGCCUGGGUCUGGAGCAGCUCACGCUGCAGGACUGCCAGAAGCUCAGCGACCUCUCGCUCAAGCACCUGGCCCGCGGGCUGGGCCGCCUCCGCCAGCUCAACCUCAGCUUCUGCGGGGGCAUCUCGGACGCGGGGCUGCUGCACCUGUCGCACAUGAGCAGCCUGCGCAGCCUCAACCUGCGCUCCUGCGACAACAUCAGCGACACGGGCAUCAUGCACCUGGCCAUGGGCAGCCUGCGGCUCUCCGGCCUCGAUGUCUCCUUCUGCGACAAAGUGGGGGACCAGAGCCUGGCCUACAUCGCGCAGGGACUGGACGGGCUGCGCUCGCUCUCCCUCUGCUCCUGCCACAUCAGUGACGAGGGCAUCAACCGCAUGGUGCGGCAGAUGCACGGGCUGCGCACCCUCAACAUCGGCCAGUGCGUCCGCAUCACCGACAAGGGCCUGGAGCUCAUCGCUGAACACCUCAGCCAGCUGACGGGCAUCGACCUCUACGGCUGCACCCGCAUCACCAAGCGGGGCCUGGAGCGCAUCACCCAGCUGCCCUGCCUCAAGGUGCUCAACCUGGGACUGUGGGAAAUGACUGAGAGCGAGAAGGUCAGGUGAGAGGAGGGGGUGCCCCGAGACCUCCGUCUCCUCCGGAGGAACUCACGGACUGAAGGACUGACUGACUGCUGCAACGGAGGAGAGGAGAGAGGGGCACGCGCACAGCCAUGCUACCCACGCACCCUGGCACUGGAGGGAAGAACAGAGCGAGUAUCCUUGACCCCUGUGUGCUGCCUGCCUGCCCUCGUUCUGGAGGAGAAGGAGGAAAGGGUGGGGUGGGGGGGCAGGAGGAAAGAGAGAAAACACCCACCCUUUUUCCAGGUCAUGCCUCGAGCUCCACACAGGGGAAACAGAGCUCUCCGCAUCCCUACCCCAGCAUCCUCCCCCUUACAGAAGAGGUAGAAGCCCACACUUAUGCACUGGGGCUAGAGACACCCCUCUUUAUCCCCACUCCCCGAUUCCAUCCCCUCCUGCACUAAGGAUGGAUAAAGAUCGAGACCCUUGCUCUGCCAUGUAUUGAGAAUAGAUUAUUUUUGAUUUAUAUAAAGGAGAGUAGGAAUGGAAAUGGGAACAAACAAUUAGAACAGCAGGAAAGGCUUCCUAGCUACACUUAUGUACCUGGCCACCCAGUCAUCCUGCACUGGGCACAGACACAGCUUUUGGUUACAAAAAAAAUAAAAGCCCUGAAAAACAAA
Molecule: messenger RNA, 1838 nt
Organism: Centrocercus urophasianus (Greater sage-grouse)
Lineage: Eukaryota; Metazoa; Chordata; Aves; Galliformes; Phasianidae
Gene: FBXL14
Product: F-box and leucine rich repeat protein 14
Exons: 1
Coding region: 1-1203 (400 amino acids)
Molecular function (GO): protein binding
Source: RefSeq, a predicted model, not a curated record